Molecule: messenger RNA, 4916 nt
Organism: Mesoplodon densirostris (Blainville's beaked whale)
Lineage: Eukaryota; Metazoa; Chordata; Mammalia; Artiodactyla; Ziphiidae
Gene: C1GALT1C1
Product: C1GALT1 specific chaperone 1
Exons: 2
Coding region: 209-1165 (318 amino acids)
Molecular function (GO): N-acetylgalactosaminide beta-1,3-galactosyltransferase activity
Source: RefSeq, a predicted model, not a curated record
CCUAGGGCUCCUUUGCCCCGCCCCGCUGCCCGCGCCAUUGUGGCGUCUACUUCCGGGCCCUCACCACCUUUAGCGAAACCAACGAGAAGAAACCGCCUGCAUCUAGAGCAGCCCGACCAGGAACGUAACCGAGUGGCGCGCGAACGUGAGAGGAAAGCCGUGCGCGGCUGCGCUUUCCCGCCCCUGAGCCGCUCUAGACGCGGGAAAAAUGCUUUCUGAAAGCAGUUCAUUUUUGAAGGGUGUAAUGCUUGGAAGCAUUUUCUGUGCCUUGAUCACUAUGCUAGGACACAUUAGGAUUGGUCAUGGAAAUAGAAUGCACCACCAUGAGCAUCAUCACCUACAAGCUCCUAAUAAAGAAGAUAUCUUGAAAAUUUCAGAGGAUGAACGCAUGGAGCUCAGUAAGAGCUUUCGAGUAUACUGUAUUAUCCUUGUCAAACCCAAAGAUGUGAGUCUCUGGGCUGCAGUGAAGGAGACUUGGACCAAACACUGUGACAAAGCAGAAUUCUUCAGUUCCGAAAAUGUUAAAGUGUUUGAGUCAAUUAACAUGGAAACAAAUGACGUGUGGUUAAUGAUGAGAAAAGCUUACAAAUACGCCUUUGAUAAAUAUAGAGACCAAUACAACUGGUUCUUCCUUGCACGCCCCACGACGUUUGCUAUUAUUGAAAACUUAAAGUACUUUUUGUUAAAAAAGGAUCCAUCACAACCUUUCUAUCUAGGCCACACUAUAAAAUCUGGAGACCUCGAGUAUGUGAGUAUGGAAGGAGGAAUUGUCUUAAGUGUAGAAUCAAUGAAAAGACUUAACAGCCUUCUAAGUAUUCCUGAAAAGUGUCCUGAACAGGGAGGGAUGAUUUGGAAGAUAUCUGAAGAUAAGCAGCUAGCAGUCUGCCUGAAAUACGCUGGAGUAUUUGCAGAAAAUGCAGAAGAUGCUGAAGGAAAAGAUGUAUUUAACACCAAGUCUGUUGGGCUUUUUAUUAAAGAGGCAAUGACUAAUCACCCCAACCAGGUAGUAGAAGGAUGUUGUUCAGAUAUGGCUGUUACUUUUAAUGGACUGACGCCUAAUCAGAUGCACGUAAUGAUGUACGGGGUAUACCGUCUUAGGGCAUUUGGGCAUAUUUUCAAUGAUGCGUUGGUUUUCCUACCUCCAAAUGGUUCUGAUAAUGACUGAGAAGAAACGAGCAUGUAUAUGAUCACCAUAUAGGACAUGUGGUGGUGUUAUUUGUAGUUAACAACUGCAUAUCCAACACAGCAGUAUGUUUCUGUUCUUUUUUUUUUUCUUUUUCAGUUUGGUGGCACUGGUUUAUUCGCACAUUGAAGUUUAGUAAUACAUUUUAAAAUAGGGUGGGUUUUUUUCCCUUAAAACACACAUGAAAAUUUCAACUGUGUUGGAAAGAAAUGUUUUAAGAAUAAUAAUUUUACAAAUAAAGGAUAUAUUUAUAAAUAAUAUAUUUAUGUGAUAAAUUCUAAAUUAUGAACAUUAAAAAUCUGUGUGGCACAUGUUUUUGCUGAUUGGUUAAAAAAGUUAACAUGUCUUUUUAGCUUUCUAAGAUACGCAAAUGAAAUCUCUAGUUGUGAAUUUGUGAUUAAAGUAAAACUUUUAGCUAUGUGUUUCUGUUACUUCUAAUGUUAGUUUAUGUUCUAAGCCUUCGCAAGUGCCAAUGGAUUUGCUUUCUCAAAAUACACAACCAAGCAAUAAAGGGAAUGUUCCCAACCACUGUUAAAGUGAAAGUUGAAAUCUAUCCCUGAGAGAAAAAGUGAAAAUUAAUUAUAAAGGUUAAUAAUUUUCCUGGGAGCUAAUUCAGUGGCAUCCCUCAGCAUACACAAUUUCAGUGUAACCCUCUGUACUUCUCUAUGCAGAUAUUGGAGUCGUGACUAUAAAGAAUGUAAUGUCAUUUAACUGUAUUGUUUCCCAGUUAAUCAAGCUCUCAGCUGUGGCUUGGAUAAAAAUAUAUCAGUUGAGAUUUAUUUACUCCUGCAGAGCAAACAAGUUCUGUGGAAGUCUUCUUUGAAGAACUCCUUUCGGAAGUCUGGCAGUUUCACUUACUUGAAUUGAUUCUGUCCUGGCUUUUGUUUACCUGUUCAAAUUUUGAGAUUUUCCCCAUGUUCAUGAUUGCACCAUAUCCAACGGUUUUUGGUGUGGAGGCCUUAACCUCACCAUUCACCUUGGAUUACUCUGCCAUUUGCCUGAUUUCAGUGGCUACCCAAAAGCUUUAUGGAUGGUGGAUACAACAGCUUCUGUGUUUAUAAAUGUGUGAAACACUUGGAGCUGACUUGUCCUAAAAUCGGGCCUGCACAUGCCAUAUUAAGUCAGAUCCAUAAGCCCCCAUAGGGUGUGAAACCAUGACAUUUUAGAGGUUAAUUUUUCUUGUAACUGGCCUCAUGAUGUUAAUGGUCUCCCACAGCUUUUGCAAGCCAGGAAGAAUUUCCUCAAGAGGGCCUUGGGCUUCAAAUUAUUGAUCAUCAGAGUAGUAUGUAAAACCCUUUGUUUUAAUUUAUAGAUUUUCCUCACUGGGGCUCUUGAUUAAAAUGAAAGGUUAUUAGUUUUGAAAAAUAAUAAAACCCUUUUAUCAAGCACCCAAAUAUGUGGUCUCAGAUGUAAUUACUACAAACCAAAUCAUAUUCAGUGUGAGUGCAAUGAUAAACAGUAUCUCACUGAGUGUGACACCCAGUUUACAAGUGUCACAUUGCCCCCAACACCAGUAUCUUAAAACUUUUUCUACUGUAUUUAUCACCUUCAAUUACAUUAGUGUAUCAAGGUAUAGUUGUAAUAAAUAUAUCAGAAAAUGCAUUCCAUUGUUUGAUUUCCUAGUGGGUACUAAAGUAACAAUUGCUUUUUAAACCAAAUUGAUGCUCUUGAUUGUUUUUUGUUUUUUGUUUUUUGCUAUAUGCGGGCCUCUCACUGUUGUGGCCUCUCCCGUUGUGGAGCACAGGCUCCGGAUGCACAGGCUCAGUGGUCAUGGCUUACGCUCCACGGCAUGUGGGAUCCUCCCGGACCAGGGCAUGAACCCGUGUCCCCUGAAUCGGCAGGCACUCUCAACCACUGCGCCACCAGGGAAACCCUUGAUUGUAUUUUUAUACGUGAGUAUUCCUUUAUAAAAUGUUAGUUGUCUUAAAUAAUAUGCUGUCUCCUUGAACUUAUUUGUACCUAGUCUUGUAGAUAAAAUUGGAAUCAGUAACGCAGAAAAUUGUGCUACAGAAGUCAUGGUUACAGAUUUGAUCAUCAUGCAUUCAACAGCCAAAAACCAUAACCCUAACUCCACUCUGUUAUUGGGAAGAGAAUCGGGAAGAAUGGAGGUCUAAUGGGAAUUGAUCAUGAUUGUGAAUAUAUUUUACAUAUGGUUGGGUAAUGCCUACUAUAUUGGACAACACAGGUGUAACCAGUUCUGGAAGUGUGAGGCCCACUGGCUGAGAUGUGAAUGAGAGAAAACUUCAAGUUUCUUCUAAAAGUUAUAUUUAUCUUUCUGGUUUUCUUGAAUGCAGUGGAAACUGCAACCUGACUUUCAGCAGGCCCCAGGCCAUCUCCUUGCACAAGUUCAAUCGCUAGACCUUCUUUCUCAAAACAUUGGAUUUGGAGCAAAAUAUAGAUUAGACCCCUUGGCUUUUUUUUAAUGUAGCUAAAAAACUGCUUGUGUAUCAAAUCUGAUUUAUAAUGCCCAGAUUCAGGGAACACCUAUAUUAGAAAAGUUACUGAAAGCACAGAGUUUAGUAAUGGUGUACCACUAAUUUUCCACUCGGUUAAAAUAUUGUGUUCCUUUUAGUGCUAUCUGACUUGGAUUGAUGCAUUCAAUGCAUGUCUGAGUGUUUAUGUGAAGAGCCUGUUUGUAAAAGUUUAGCUUUCUUUUGGCAUUCAAAGAAAUUCAGGGAAGGUUUUGCCAACCUUCCCACCAAGGAGUCCCCCAAAGUCUAAUGAAAAAAUCACUCAAUUCCAAUAUCAUCAAAGAUAAAAUACUAUAAAGUAUUCAAAGGGUAAUGGGGGAAAUGACUUAUUUAGAAAGUAUGAAAUGAUGGUGUAUGUCUGGGGUCUCUAGCAUAAUAGAAAGAAAAGUCCACUUUUAUUAGUGUGGAAUCUAUAUACUAUACUACUCCUUGUAUAUAUUGAGUUUAACACUAUGAGCUUAACACUAGACCUGGUAUUUUGUGGAAAGCAAAAAGAGCCCAAACACAUGAUUCAUACAGAGAGUCAAAUAAUCAUUUCAUGUAAGCUUUGCACGAGCAAUAAAACAAGCCAUUGUUUACUAUUAGAAUAUGGUGGUCCUCUUUGCCUUAAAAGUCCUCAAUUUGAUAAGUGCUAUUUCUCUUAACCCACAUAAUUCCCAUUUCUUUGGUAGUUUUCACUGAUUCCAUGCAAGAAUGGCCACAUUGGUUUUUCCAUUGCUUUGGCAAUUUAGUGAAAGCCCUGGCAGGAAGAGCAGGGCCUAAAAAUAAGACUCAGAUUUUCUAUGAAUGGAUCGAUGGAUGGGAGUGAGGAUGGAUGCCAUUAAUUAUGUGACAGGCUUGUGUUUGGAAAAAAGUAAGAAAUGCUUCUAAUGAAUGACUGAUAAGAGACAUCCACAGAGGUACUCAAAGUGCUGAAUAAAUGGGGAUGUUCUAACAGUCAAAACACCAACCCCAUACCAUCUGAGGGGAAAAGGGGAAAAGUGGUCCUAACUUGAUGAAGACUUUAUUUUUUAAUUAAUUUUUACUGGAGUAUAGUUGAUUACAAUGUUGUGUUAGUUUCAGGUGUACAGUGAAGCGAAUCACUUAUACAUAUACAUACAUCCACUCUUUUUUAGAUUAUUUUCCCAUAUAGGCCAUUACAGAGUAUUGAGCAGAGUUCUCUGCGCUAUACAGUAGGUCCUUGUUGGUUAUCUAUUUUAUAUAUAGUAGCAUGUAUAUGUCCAUCCCAAUCUCCCAACUUAUCCCUCCCCCCAAUGGAAGAC